AACAAUUGAUAAUUGAAUCAGUAUGUUUCCACUUGUAUAUUUUGUUUUAAUGAAUAUCAAUGUUAUUCUUAAUUAUCAAAUAACAGUUGAUAAAUUUCAUGAGAAUUCUACAUUGGAUGAUUUAAUCAAUGAUAUUAAUCGAAAUUCAUCAAUUGGAUGGAAAGCUAUGAAAUAUGAUCGUUUCAUCAACAUUGAACAUCAUAAUUCAUUGAACACAUUUAACAUUAUUAUUGAUGAUCCAGCGGGAAAUUUUAAAAAUACACCAAUUAUUUCUUAUGAAAAUGUUAAAAUCAUUCUACCGGAUACAUUUGAUUCACGUGUCCAAUGGAAUGAUUGUCAAACUAUUGGUAUCAUAAGUGAUGAGUCUAGAUGUUGUGCAAGUUAUGCUAUUGCAUCCGUUGAAACAAUGGCUAAUCGUUUAUGUAUUCAGUCAUAUGGUCAAGCUCCAUUAUUAAGUGCUUUCGAUGUGUUAACAUGUUGUACAUAUUGUGGUAAAGGUUGCCAUGCCGGUUAUUAUAUUAUGCCAUGGAAUUAUUGGCUUGAACAUGGUAUUGUUACAGGUGGACCAAAUUUAGCUUAUGCUGGUUGUAAACCAUACCCUUAUCCUAAAUGUCAUCAUCAUGACCAUAAUAAAAGUGAUGUCUUAUAUCCAGACUGUGGACAGAAACGUUAUAAUUUACCGGAAUGUAUUGAAAAAUGUCAAUCAACAUAUAGAAUUAAAUAUAAAAAAGAUAAAUAUUAUGGUA
Messenger RNA from Schistosoma turkestanicum, 746 nucleotides. Lineage: Eukaryota; Metazoa; Platyhelminthes; Trematoda; Strigeidida; Schistosomatidae. The record is from the annotation of a GenBank genome assembly.